AUGAACUCAACCGGCAGGCGCCUGUCGGACAUGUUCUCCAAGAUCCGCCGCGGCAACUCCACCGAUCACAAUCCACACCAGACCGAGCAUUUGUUGGCUCAAGACAAUCGCUCUCCAUCUUCACCUCGGUAUAGGAGCAUGGCCCGUGCCUCGCCACCUAGUCCCGCCGAACGAUAUGGUAGUGGUCAUCCACCCAGAUAUCGCACAGAAUCGCCACCAUCAUCGAGAUCGGAAUAUCAGAUGUCGAUUCGCGACCCGAUAAUUAGGCGUAAUCGUUAUAACACAAUGGAACACUCACGAUCCUCUCACGACCCUCAAUAUCUACACCAUCAUCAUCAAGAUCAUUACCAACAGAGUCAUCCGCAACACUCCCAUCAUCCACAACAUCUUCAACAUUCUCAUCACAAAAUGUAUCAGAAUCAUAAUCAGUAUUCGAGAAGCCCAAUAUACUCGGAUGAUUCUAGUGUCGCUGAAAGUUAUAGACGGGAAAGGGAAAUGAGAAGAUAUCAAGAUUCCACACCUCAAGACGUCAGCGAGGACGACGACCCAAUGCCCACCGCUGUUCGAGCACGCCGAUUACCUCUGAUUUCCACCAUGCCCACACAUUAUGAGUCUGCUUUCCAACCAUCAUAUAACCAGCAUUUGAAUGAUUCCUAUGGUCUAGGUACCGGGUACCAACGUGAUUAUCACACUAGCCAUCCGCACCACUCGCACCAUUCGCAAUCACACCAGCAACAACAGCAGCAACAUCAUCAGCCAAUGUACAGCACGUCACCACUAAUCUCACCGAGAUCCAGUCAUAGCUACUAUACGCCGAGGAGCUCACAGUACUACGAAAUUCCAUCGCCGAGUCCCGAUAUCUACCCAUCCUAUCGUGCGUCGGCCUCGCCUCGCCGGUACCCCACCAGUACCGUCGUCGUUGCCCCGGACCGUGAAGGCUCAAGUGCUCGUGUCAUCCAGGCUCAACCUGGCUCCAUUCCACUCUCUGACUCGGAAACCGAAGAUGAUCCUCGAUGGGCUAUUGUCUAA
Caenorhabditis briggsae is the source of this 1029-nucleotide messenger RNA. The record is from RefSeq and is a predicted model, not a curated record. Lineage: Eukaryota; Metazoa; Nematoda; Chromadorea; Rhabditida; Rhabditidae. The coding region runs from base 1 to 1029 and encodes 342 amino acids. The transcript has 6 exons.